Messenger RNA from Sphaerodactylus townsendi, 2791 nucleotides. RefSeq names its product integrin alpha FG-GAP repeat containing 2 (gene ITFG2). Gene Ontology annotation, cellular component: KICSTOR complex. The transcript has 11 exons. The record is from RefSeq and is a predicted model, not a curated record. NCBI's taxonomy places the organism in Eukaryota, Metazoa, Chordata, Lepidosauria, Squamata, Sphaerodactylidae. Gene Ontology annotation, biological process: regulation of TOR signaling. Gene Ontology annotation, molecular function: protein binding. Bases 368 to 1555 code for a protein of 395 amino acids.
GUAGGGGUGGGGCGGGGCUUGCUGUGCGCUGGGCUCGCCCUCCUCGGGCGGCGGCGGCGGCGGCGGCGAGAUGCGGUCGGUGAGCUCGGUGCGGCGCCUGGUGCUGGACUUCGCGGGCGGCAGCCUGUUCCCGCACGCCGUGUGCCUGGGCGACGCCGACAACGACGCGGUCGGUGCGGGCGGGGGAGGGCGGGCGGGCGGGGGGGGGUCAGCCAAGGGGCAGCUCACCGCUCACCGCCUCCCUCCCCCCCCCCCCCCCGUGCCGCAGCUGAACGAUUAAGUGGUAUGCGACCUUGGCGGGAAGGUGCUCUAUUCACAAGAGUAAGCCACGAGAGCGUAGUCUCCAGCGCUGCGCCUCUGCCACGGCAUGCUCACCUGUGUUGGUGUUGGAGAUGUGUGCAAUAAAGGAAAGAACCUGAUUGUUGCAAUGAGUGCCGAAGGCUGGUUUCAUCUGUUUGACCUCACUCCCCCACCUGUGAAGCACCUGGAUGCCUCUGGCCACCACGAGCCCCCAACAACUGAGGACCAGAAGCUGGGAUUCAAGCAGCACAUUCCUGCCAACACCAAAGUUAUUUUGAUCAGUGACAUUGAUGGAGAUGGGAAGAAUGAGUUGGUGGUGGGCUAUACAGACCGUGUCGUGCGAGCCUUUCGCUGGGAAGACUCACCUGAGAGUUCAGAGAAUAUUUCUGGUCAACUGGUGCUGCUCAAGAAGUGGCUGCUAGAUGGACAGGUAGACAGCCUGUCUGUGAAUCCAGGCCCUGAUGGUGCUCCCGAGAUGAUCAUUUCUCAGCCUGGCUGUGGCUACGCAAUCCUUCUCUGCACUUGGAAAGUGGGUCACCAGCAACCGGCAGAGGGGGAGGCAGACAGUGCUGCCGCUGGCCGGGAAACCCCAGUUCGGGAUGUGAUUGUCCAUCAGACAUCAGGUAGAAUUCAUAACAAGAACGUUUCAACUCAUCUUGUUGGCAACAUUGGCAGAGGGGGUACCAAACAGCGCAGUGGCUCAGGCCUGUUUGCACUCUGCACAUUGGAUGGAACACUGAAGCUGAUGGAAAGAGCAGAUAAGCUGCUGUGGUCAGUUCAGGUCGACCACCAACUUUUUGCUCUAGAAAAACUGGAUGUUACCGGAAAUGGCCACGAGGAGGUGAUUGCUUGUGCAUGGGAUGGUCAGACGUAUAUCAUAGACCACAGCCGGACAGUUGCCAGGUUCCAGGUUGAUGAAAAUGUGAGCGCCUUUUGUGCAGGUCUGUAUGCCUGCAAGGGAGGCCGCAAUAGUCCUUGCCUGGUCUAUGUCAGCUUCAACCAGAAGAUCUAUAUCUACUGGGAUGUCCAGUUGGAGAGAAUGGAGUCCACCAGUCUGUCGAAGAUGCUAGAUAGCAAUUCUGAAUACACAGAACUCCUGCAGCAGCUGGGCGUGGCUGAAGAUGAUGUUUCUGCUAUCAAAGAUCUGAUUCACAAGACCCUCUACUUUCCGGAACAUCCGUCAAAUAUUCAUCGACAGCAGAAGCCUCAGGCCAAAGCGGACUCCAGCUGCCACACAACCCCCCAAGCAUCCUGACGGGUCAACUGUGCUGCUGCUCCUCUCUCGUCAGCCACUGUUCCCGGGGCCAGAGUGGCUGAGCAACAUUCAGAAGGUGGAUGUCACAGAGUGGAGCCACCGGCAUUGAUUCCAGAGGGAAGGGAAACGCCUCUCGCUGUCAUGCUUGUCACUGUUUACAUUGACUCCUCUUUUUUUUCCUCUUUCACACAAAUUUGAAUUGUAAAAAUUGAAGUGUACAAAAAAGACAGUAAUUAAAUCAGGGCACAAAACUAGUUCUACGUCCCGAAGUGUGAAAACAGACUGGGGAAAACCAAGAGGUUGUUAAAACUGAAAUUCAUAUUCUAACUUAAAGAACUUAAAAUUUGAAAAAUAGUAAAGUUUAAAAGGGUGGGGAGGGUUAUAUUUUAGCAUUAUAGACUCCAACUUAAUAUAAUCUCACUUGAGAACCAACUGUUGUUUCAAAGGUCAGAAUCCCACCCUUAAUUGGGUCUAAGUCUGAAAUGGCGAUCCCCUCCCCAAAUGUGAAGCUGAAUUGAAAAGGAAAAUUAGCCCACGUGUUUCAGCACUGAACCUGAUGCGCCCCCUCCUCCGUCAUGCAGCGCUUCUCCUGCACUUGGUCUCCAGGGAGCCUCAAGGAAGGUAAUAGCCAAAAGCUGCUGAGGGGAAAAUGGGCAGUAGAAAUGAAGACUUGUGCUGACCCCAUUUCUCUUCAUCACAAACUGAUGUGCACAGAUACUUGACUGGGGAGGCUCAUAAGAGAGGGGAGCGCCCGAGGGGAGCACCCAUGAAGAUUCCACAGUGGCCCUUGAGGCAAAUCGGUUGGGCUGGGCAGUUGCAGUAAAAGUGCCCGGUGUUUAUACUUGGAGCAGGGGUGAAUGGGUAGCAACUUGAGGCUCCUCUUCAAGGAUGAGUGUGAUUUGAUGAGGAAUUUGUUGACGUUCCAGGGAAAAACCACAAUAUGAAGGUAUCCUAGUUGAAGAAUCAUUUUGCAGAAUCUAAUCCAGACUCUUGAGAAGUGCCUCCAUAUUAACACAACCCUACUCAGGAACCAGCAGGAAAAGGGGAUGUUUGGGACAGGAAUCUUAGGGACCCUUCUGCCGUGUUAGGAAUGAGAUUUUUUUAGUAGUAUUGUGCAUUUAUGAAUCCCAAGUCCUGGAAAGCUCUUUUGGAAAUGCCAUUGGUGGAAAAAUAUUUUGUAGUAUUGUGAUAUAAUAAAGCUGGAUUCUUAUUUGUGAAAAAGAAACACAGACAAAA